This is a messenger RNA of Cynara cardunculus var. scolymus (artichoke), 1948 nucleotides long. RefSeq names its product squamous cell carcinoma antigen recognized by T-cells 3-like. The record is from RefSeq and is a predicted model, not a curated record. The annotation marks the transcript as partial. Gene Ontology annotation, biological process: RNA processing. The transcript is spliced from 13 exons. NCBI's taxonomy places the organism in Eukaryota, Viridiplantae, Streptophyta, Magnoliopsida, Asterales, Asteraceae. Gene Ontology annotation, molecular function: protein binding; RNA binding.
CAUGGAACUUAUGGAGUGGAAAUUUAUUGGAUAUUGUCCGUUUCUCUGUGGUAUGACUAUCUGAAUUUCAUUCAAAAAUAUGAUUCUUCUGUCCGUGAAUGUUCACCCACUGGGAUCUCAAAGGCAAGGGACCUGUUUGAGCGUGCUCUUAUCGCAUGUGGUUUGCAUGUUGCUGAAGGCAGUAAAUUAUGGGAAGCAUACAAAAGUUAUGAGGAAGCCGUCCUUAAUAGCAUGGAUACGAUGGACUUUGAGUCGCGGGAAAAGCAGGUCCAAAGGAUUCGAAAUAUAUUUCAUCGACACUUGUCGAUUCCUCAUCGAGACCUGAUGUCAACUCUUCUCACCUAUAAGGCUUGGGAGGCUGAACAUGGGAACACUCUUGACGUCAGUAGUAGCAGUACAGAAGGAAUUUCCGCCAAUGUUGCUUCCGCAUAUCAGAAGGCUAUAGAGAUGUUGAGUAUGCGUGCUGAUUUUGAAGAAAAAAUUGUAAAAAAUGACAUGGCUGAUACAGAGCGGCUUCAAAGUUUCAUGGCUUAUUUGAAAUUCGAACAGUCCUGUGGAGAUCCUGCUCGAGUUAAAAGCUUGUAUGAACGUGCAAUUACUGAAUUUCCUAUAUCCAGUGAUCUCUGGAUUGAUUAUACCCACUACCUCAAUAAGACCCUAAAGGCAGACAAAACUUUGAGGGAUAUUUUUAACAGGGCAACUAGGAACUGUCCCUGGGUUGGAGAACUAUGGGUUCAGUUCAUGCUAUACCUUGAACGAUGUCGUUGUUCUGAGAAAGAGCUUUCUGAUGUUUUUGAGAGAUCUCUGCUAUGCACAUUUUCUACCAUAGAUGAGUAUGUAGACAUAUUUCUCACAAGAGUUGAUGGCUUGAGGAGGAGAAUCUUGUUUGCCAAAGAACUGGACGAUGGCUUAGAUUAUGCCUUGAUACGGGAUACUUUUCAGAGGGCAUGUGAUUAUUUGUCACCACAGUUAAAGAACACGUACAGUUUGUUGCAAAUACAUAGAUACUGGGCCCGCCUGGAGUCUAGUAUUGGGAAUGAUAUAACUGCAGCUCGUGGAGUAUGGGAGAGUUUGCUUAAGAACAGUGGGUCUAUGUUAGAAGCCUGGCAAGGCUAUAUAUCAAUGGAAACUGAGAUGGGGCACAUAAAUGAAGCUAGAUCUUUGUAUAAACGAUGCUAUAGUAAAAGGUUUUCUGGGACAGGCUCUGAGGACAUAUGCAACUUAUGGAUUAGGUUUGAGAGGGAAUUUGGUACACUGGAAGAUUUUGAUCAUGCUUCACAGAAGGUGGCUCCUCGGGUGCAGGAGCUACAGCUUUUUAGGUUACAGCAAGAGAGCAAAAAUAUUGCUUCAUCAGCAGAUCACAAGGAGGAUUCUGUAAAGAAAAGUACACGUGAAAAGAGAAAGUCUGCUUCAGAUGCACCUAAUGAACAGUCACCAGCAAAGCGGCAAAAGAAUGCCAUAGGGCAUCAAAAGGAUAAACCUCAAAGUUCAGUUAAAGCAAAUAAAGUGGAAAAUAUUGUUACUCCAAAAGAUAUGCCUCAUGGCCAAGAUGACCUGAAAACCAAAGACCCCACACCUGAGAGAUCCAAGCAAUACAGAGACCAAUGCACUGCCUUUGUAUCAAAUCUUAAUCUGAAGGCAAAUUCUGAGGACCUACGUAGUUUCUUCAGUGAUGUUGGUGGCGUUGAAGCUAUUCGAAUAUUGAUGGACAAGUUCACAAAAAAAUCAAGGGGACUAGCAUACGUGGACUUCUCUGAUGAUGCACACCUUGAGGCAGCUGUGGCUAAGAAUAAGCAAAUGUUUCUUGGGAAGAAAUUGAGCAUUGCACGCUCUGAUCCUAAAAGCAAAAGAAAAGGAUCUGCUGGUCAUAAAGCUUCAAUAGAACAAGGUGUGGGCAUAUACUCUUCUUCACUCUCUCUCUCUCUCUCUCUCUCUCUCUCUCUUAUGU